Messenger RNA from Melospiza melodia melodia, 2540 nucleotides. It is a transcript of the gene TCTN1, whose product is annotated as tectonic family member 1. Gene Ontology annotation, biological process: cilium assembly; protein localization to ciliary transition zone. The record is from RefSeq and is a predicted model, not a curated record. Bases 18 to 1721 code for a protein of 567 amino acids. NCBI's taxonomy places the organism in Eukaryota, Metazoa, Chordata, Aves, Passeriformes, Passerellidae. The transcript has 15 exons. Gene Ontology annotation, cellular component: MKS complex.
UGCUAAGGGCGGCCGCCAUGGCGGCGCCGCCGCGGCUCGGGGCUUUCUUCGUCUUCGUCCUCAUCCUCAUCCUCCUCCUCCUCCUUCCGCCGCCGCCGCCGCUCCGGGCGGAAGGGCCGGCCGAUACAAGUGAUGCCGCACAGGCGCGGGUCCGCAGCGCGCCGGCCCCGGUCACGGACGUUGCCAGGCUCUGUGUGUGCGACCUGCUGGUGGCACAGUGCGACACCAACUGCUGCUGUGACCCCGACUGCAGCGCCGAGGACUUCAGCCUCUUCACCACGUGCUCCAUCCCCGUGGUCAUGGGUGACAGCCAGCUGUGUAGUCAGAAAGCUGCUGUGUAUUCUCUUGAUGUUGAAGCAAAUCCACCAGAAAGGAUAUUUAAAAUAAUUGACCAAGUCAAUCCCAGUAUUUUCUGCAUUCAUGCUACAAACUAUGAACAAGCCCUGUACUUCAAAUCCCCUGAAAUCCCAACUGCAGAAAAUUUUGAUGAGUUGCUUGACAAAUUUGGAGGUGCAACUUUCAGUGCUGAGCCUGACAGCUGGAAUUUGGAUACAGAUGCUCAAAAUCCCCCUGAGGCAAAUGAAACUUCCAGAUAUGAGUAUGGGGUUCCUGUCCAGACAGAGGAUGCAUUUCUGAGGCUGCCAAGUCCUGUUUUCUCUUCUUGGUGCUCUGAUGCAAAUCCUGCAGGGUUUUUAGUAAACCAAGCCACAAAAUGCAUUAGAUCAGUAAGUGUGGAAAAAUGUGACAGCAUUCAAGCACUUAGCAUGUUGUUUUAUAUCAACUCCAGCAUUUUGGCAGUGCCCAAAUCAAAUCAGAUGGUGAACAUCACUGUCCAGUCCGUAGUUGUCCAGUCUGUGAAUGGAAUGAGGACUUUACUGAGCAGCAGUGAAGCCCUGAGGCUCCCCAUGGUUUUGGAUGAGCUGUGCAUCAAUGCAGUGCUUGGGGUGAAUUAUCACAUUACCCACACAGACACAGGAGAAAUAAUAGAAGCUUCUGCAGCUUUUGUCUUGGGGGCAAUUAGCAGAGAAGCACUUUCAAUAGAGCAGAGCUUUGAAAUCAGCUUCACUCAGGAGAACACACAGCCAGUUCCUCUGAGUGGCAAUCCUGGUUAUGUUGUUGGGCUGCCUGUCAGAGCAGGAUUCCAGCCUCAAGGAUCUGGCAUCAUUCAGAGUAGUAACAAACACAGCCAGCUCACCAUUCUGCACAGCACAUCCACCCAGGACUGCCUGGCAGCACAGGGAGCCAGAGCCCCAGUAUUAUUUGGUUAUAACAUGAUAUCAGGCUGUAAGUUACGAAUUACAGCAGCUAUGAAAUGCCAGCCUUUGGCUCAGACCCUCCUUGAUGUGCUGAAGGGCCAAAGCUUUCCUGAGUACGUGGCCUCAUUUGGGAAUUCUCAAGCCCAGGAUGUGCUUGACUGGGUGCCAAUAACUCAGCUCCACAUCUCAGAACAGAGCUCAUGCCAAAUACCUGUGUCACUGGGAAUAGAAAUAAAGUGGACUAAAUAUGGAUCCCUGGUCAAUCCCCAAGCCAGGAUAGUGAAUGUUACAGCCACAAUCACUAGCACCACACUGAAGCAGCUUCCCUCAGGAAGGGAAAGGAUUAUUCCUGUAACAAGUUCUGUGGUUUUCACUGACAUUUCUUCACCUGCAGAGCCAAGCUACAAAGCUUGGCCCACCAUUAACAUCAAGUUACCCUUUGACUUUUUCUAUCCCUUUGUCUAAGUUCUUUUGAUCCAUGGAUUUAUGAGCUGUGGGAACAAAGAACUUUGCAGCCCCAUGGGCUGUGAGGGAACAGGAGUGAAAAGGGAAGAGGAGAUGAGGAAAUGCAGAAUCAGAACUGGGAUCUGCUGCUGGAACAAGGCAUUGUUUGACGUAAGAUGGCACAUGUUUGCCUCUAUUUUGGGGCUGAUUUCUUUGUCAGGGAAAGGAGUGGUGUGUUGGUGUUUCUGAAAUGAAUGUUAUAUAAAUAACAAAGUGGCACAAGCAGCAACAGAAAUGAGGAAACUACCAACAGUGUGAAAAGAAUGGUUGGCAAAGAGAUGUAUUGAUGAUGAGCAGGCAGCUGGUGGAGAAGAAAAUACCUUUUCAGUCUGGGUUGUUAUCAUUUGUACUGCAAGUUUGCUGCAAAUAAAGAAUGUUAUCACAAAAAAAAAAUUAUUUUAAAUAAGUGGUACUUUUCUGGAUGUAUAGCUUGUAAAGAUGUGUCUUUAUUAAAUUAUUUUUCAGUUUUGACUGUACAACUGUACAAGAAUGGAAAAAAAAAAUUACUGUUUACAGGGACUAUGUGUGAUUAAUUUUCCAGUAGAACUAUUUUUGCCAUCCCAAGGUCUGAUCAAAGCGGGGUCAAAUAGAAAAUAUUUAUAGAAAACACAAUACAAGAGGAAGCAAAGAGACAGAAAACCUUUCAGGUCAAGCUGGCAGAUUCCAACACUGCAAUCUUCAAGCAGAAUUCCCACCUUGGAAGACUGGCCUCUUAUUUUUGCUGGCUGAGGAGUCCAUGCUGUUUCAAUAUGUUAUUCAGCCUCUCGAUUUCUUGCUCCU